Messenger RNA from Paralichthys olivaceus (Japanese flounder), 2579 nucleotides. Lineage: Eukaryota; Metazoa; Chordata; Actinopteri; Pleuronectiformes; Paralichthyidae. The record is from RefSeq and is a predicted model, not a curated record.
AUGACACCCACCGAGGCAGUAGUAUCAACACAGGCUGCACAAUGAAGACUUCUCUGUAACAGCUCAACAAGUCCCAUCAUGUCAAGGACAAGUUUGUCAGGGUGUACAGGUAGACGCAACCUAGUUUCCUGACAGAGACGUGUGUGAGUGAGUGGGAUUCAAAUAUCCUGUAUUUGCGCAGCAGGACAGAUGGCAGUAUGCUCUUAAGCUUCACAACUUCCUAAGGAUUUAUUGUUGAUCAAAGGAGGAGAUACAAAAGGAUACAAAGACUUUUGGGGAUACAUAAAAAAGACAAAUUAAAUGAUUUAAGUCUCUCUUAAUCAGAUCUCCCACAAUGCCACUGAGAACAUCAUUAUACAGAAAGCAAUCCUCUGCUCGUUGGCCUGGCAGGAACUCCAAGCGCCGUGAGGUGCUGUCCGUCAACAUGAUUAGCCUACCCCUAGCUGAUUUCCGCCAUAUAACACAUAUUGGCAACAAUGCCCACACAGACAGCUUUGGGGACCUGUCCUUCCUAAAGAUGGGCCACAACUUGCUUCUACAAAGCUCCCAGAGCGAACAGAACCUCUUCAUGGCCUGCUCUCCUCCACCAAAGCCUCCUCGUCUCAACCUGGAUGAGACUGACGGUUCAGAGAGCCCUGACUGGUCUGCUGGUCACCACCACAGCUCCUACCAGAGGAGGAAGAAAUGCAGCUCUAUGCCGCUGCUGGACAGUAAUGAAGUGGAAGAAGAGUUAGAAAAGAUGGAUGGGGACCAAAGAGGGACUAAUGUUGCAUAUGGACCAGGUCGGGGUAGUGCAAGUUCAGAAAAGGAUGGAGACACCACUGAUAUCUGUGAGAAUACUACUGGUAAACAAAAGGACGAGGACAGUGGCUUUUCUUUCAGCCUCGACUUGGGCCCGUCAAUCCUGGAUGAAGUUUUGCAAGUGAUGGACAAGCAGAACAAUUAGACAACACUGUUUAACUACGUGAAUGGAAUAUAAAGAGGAGUUCCAACUCAAGUUGUUCACACCUCUGAAUUUAUGGACAAUGCAAUAUCCGAAAGAGAUGUUAUUUUUCACAAACACUUGGAGAUGUAUCUCUGAUUUCAUUAUACUGAAGAGUGAAAAAUAAGCUGUGGAGAGAACUGACAACAUAAAUGUUUCAAUGGACGUAAACUAACACACUGGAAACACAGGAGCUUUCAGCAUUUUAUUAAAACAUGUAAAUCUGUGGAUAAGAUCAUCACAGGAAACUUAAUAUUAUCUCCUUUCUGUCAAAGGAGCCAGAUAUGUGUGCAUCCGCUGUGGUCCACCGGGUUUGUUAAAAAGUAAGCAUCAUUCGGUUCAAAAAGUUAAACUAAAGAAAAGAAUAAGUUAAUGACACUUAGUUAAUAUUCUCCUUUUUUCACCUCUUGCAGAGUUAGACACAACAUUAAGUUAAUAAUUGAACCUUGUCAGAUGAAAAUAUCCAAUUCCAAGUUGGACAUUUUGACAUUCUUUUACUUCACCCCUUCCUUUUACUUUAUGUAAUCCCCUAAACCACACUGUACUGCACCGAAAACGGCUGUUAAGACUUAAGAGUGUUGUGUUUAAGAAAAGAAAAGCUGCGGCUACAAUCCAAGGUCCUCGAGCUGUGAUGUCUUGGCUCUUGGCGUGCUUGCCAAUCUAUUGUGUGCAGAGCGCAAUUUCUCCUCCGCACGCAUCCCAGAGGCCCCACUCAAAGGUAGACCAAGGUACCCCCAAUCUCUCAUUCCCAACAAUGCAGUGAAAACAAACACUUAGCUCUGCUUCCAAUAAAAAGCCAGGCAGUGGUGGCAGGUUGGGCUGCAGACAAAGCCAGGCCACAGGUCCAAGACCUCAGAAAAAAAAAAGCAGGGGGCAAACUGUUUUCUUAGCUGCAAAUCAGAGUCCGGUGCUCUGGUGAGUGGCACACGAGAAAGAAAGUGGUAAAGGGUAAUGUGAUACUUCCAUAUAUGCAGGGGGUGUCGAGGGAGGAGGACCAGAGACAUCCAUUACUGCAGCACAAGUCCUGAUUAGGGUUUAAACACUACCUUCUGACCAAACAGACCCCUGACACGCUUGCAUCUCACACACACUGACACACAAGUAAAGAGCAGUGCACAUGUAAACGUGUGCGAACGUGUGGUCAAGCUGGGAUUUGUGCAGACAGUCUAUGUCCAUUUUUCUCCCGUCUGGACAGAAGACAGUCUGUGUCUUGGUAGGAGGUUGCCAGGGAAGGCUGUGGGGCAAAUCCAGAACCAGUCAAAUUCCUAGGUGCCCAAUGGAUCCCGCCACAAAAUAUAUAUACGAACCACAGUUGUCCCGCUUCUAACAAUAGAUUCCAAAAUCUAUCUCUGUCCUAGCAGAGACAGCAAUGUCUGUGGGUACAUCUGCACUGUAUAUCUGUUUUGGCAUCUUCUAUUCUAUUUCGAAGUGGAUAUCAUUGCCGCUGGUUCUUGUAUAUGUUGUGACAAUAACACAUUGUGAAAUCUUUUUUUUUUUUUGCGUAGACAUUAUUUUCACUGUGUUGUAUUUUGGGGAAGUAAAGAAAAAUAUCUUUCAAAUUGCAAGAUUCGUGGUUUUGUGGAUUGAAGUGCUUGUG